Messenger RNA from Candidozyma duobushaemuli, 1749 nucleotides. RefSeq lists its product as uncharacterized. NCBI's taxonomy places the organism in Eukaryota, Fungi, Ascomycota, Pichiomycetes, Serinales, Metschnikowiaceae. The record is from RefSeq and is a predicted model, not a curated record. The coding region runs from base 1 to 1749 and encodes 582 amino acids. The transcript has a single exon.
AUGCGGUUAGCUCUUCUAGCGUUUCUUGCCCUGGCUGUGGCCGCCAAUGACGAACACCUCCAUCCCCACACUGAUAUGGCUCCUACGCCGCUAGAAUCCACGCCUUCCUUGGUGCCUACGCCACAUGUGGCGCACCAUCAUCACGGCAUGCCCAUCCUCGAUACGGAUCUCAAGCCGGAGGAGCGCUUGUUCUGGGAGAACUACUCCACAGAAACAUACUUCAACACGCCUUCUUCCCACAGAGGCGCCCUCUACACGCAUAUCGCCUUGUGGACCCUGUCAUACAUGCUCUUGUACCCAUUGGUGCUAGUGUUCUGGAACACGGGCUCGCGGCUCUACUUCCCGGCCUUGACGCUCCAUGCGGCUGCUAUCGUGAUCUCUGUGAUCAACUACUGGGUCUUUGCGGGCUCCAUCAAGGACCUCUACCCGGGAAACGCGUUCCACCCGAUGUGUGCCAUUCUCUUUGUGGGCACCAUUGUCCAUUGGGCCGUGGCGCUCAUUUCCAAGGCUUACUCCUCUUUAGACAUCGAAACUCACGCGUACGAGGCCGUGGAUGACGACGACGAUACCGCGUCUCUCGACUCGCCAGCUCUGACCUUGAGAGACUCUCAUCUGGACUCCUUUGAGCUCGAUGACUUGACUCCAGGCCUCGCCAACGGCCACUUGACCUCCAAUGGCUCCAUGAUCAACAAGCCAGGUUUCGUGACUUCGUUUGUGGUCCGCUUCCCGCUCUUCCAGCGUGUGGUGACGGCCUUUGGCAGAACGGCCACCGUCUUGACCGCCGUGCUCAAUUGGAUGCUGUUUUUCUACUUCCUCGUGUACGCGGGAGUCGCCGUGGCCACCUACGCUGUCUACGGUACUGACAGAGCUGUAUUCAACUUGUUGGCUCAUUUCAUCAAGGGCGGUGUGUUCUUCAGCUUGGGCAUGCUCUCCUUGUCCCGCUACUGCGGUGCUUUCCGUGAGAAGGGCUGGGCCUGGAACCACACGUUUGUUUCCGCCAAGAAGGCUUACCAAGGCUGGUUCAAAUGGCAGCCCAUUGGCCUCUGGUCGAUGGAGUUUGUCGAGUCCUCCUUGAUUCUCUUCUACGGCUCCACCAACAUCUUCUUGGAGCACUUGGCCAAUCCAGGCGGCGAGUGGUCUGCUAAGGAUUUGCAGCACGCCUCCAUCGCGUUCAUUUUCAUCGGAUGCGGUCUUUGUGGUGUUUUGGUGGAGAAGAAGCUCAGCAGCUACAGGUUUCAGAAAGCAACCGAGCACAUGGCGCUCGUUGCUGACUCAAAAGAUGUUGCUCGCGUCGCCAAGGCGAUGCCAGGCUUCUCUCCAAACCCAUUCCCCAUCUUGACCAUCUACUGGACUGGUGUGCUCAUGUCCAAGCACGAACAGGCCCUGGAGUUGUCUACUGCAAUUCACACCCAGUGGGGCAACUUGUUCGUUGUUGGCUGUGCCUUCAGACUCCUCACCUACGUUCUUCAGAUGGUGACUCCCGUGAACAGCAAGUCGUUGACUCGUCCACUGAGCCCCAUGACGGAGUUGGUGGUGAGUUUCGCCUUGAUGUGCGGCGGCACUAUUUUCAUGGAGUCGUGUGAUCCAGUGGUUCACACGUUCGAGUACUACGGAUACACGCCAAUGUUCACGUUGAACGUGACGCUCGGAGUUGUCACCCUUCUCAUGGCCUGGAUCAUGUCGGUCUUUGCAUUCAAGGACUGGCUCCAGAGCAAAAAGGUCUCACUUACUACUUCUUCCCUUGCAUAA